AUUCUACACUAACAUAAUUAAGAGCACUCGCAGCCUCUCUUGCUUUUCUGUUAAAGUUAACCUCCUGCCCGAUCCUCUCUACUACUUGCAAUUAUCUCCUUCUCUACUUGUAAGACUAUUUUGGAGAUAAUUUUUUGUUCUUAGAGAGGAAAAAUGCCGGCUGUUGUGAUCGCUAACAAUGGCGACGUGCCAGAGUUUGAAGGCAGGAUAACAUUUAAUGUCAUCGUAUGUGUGGUGAUUGCGGCUUGUGGAGGUUUAAUGUUCGGCUACGACAUUGGAGUUUCAGGUGGUGUCACAGCCAUGGAUGAUUUCUUGAAGAAAUUCUUUUAUCAAGUAUGGGAAAGGAAGCAACAGGCUCAUGAAAAUAAUUACUGUAAAUAUGACAAUAAAAAACUGCAAUUGUUCACAUCGUCCCUGUACAUAGCGGCUCUCAUAGCCAGCUUUCUCGCUUCAAAGACGUGCUCAAAGUUUGGCCGAAAGCCAACUAUGCAGCUUGCAUCUCUUUUCUUCAUCGGUGGCGUUGCUCUAACAACAUUUGCUGUAAAUAUUGAAAUGCUGAUCAUUGGGAGACUUCUUCUUGGUUGUGGAGUGGGAUUCGCCAAUCAGGCAGUACCGUUGUUUCUAUCAGAGUUAGCUCCAGCAAAGAUCCGUGGAGCCCUUAACAUUAGCUUCCAACUCUUCAUUACAAUCGGGAUCUUGAUUGCUAAUAUCGUCAACUAUGUAGUCGGUAAGAUUCAUCCCUACGGAUUUAGAAUUUCACUUGGAAUUGCUGGUGUACCAGCUCUACUGCUAUGCUUUGGUUCGCUUGCCAUUUAUGAGACUCCAACUAGCCUUAUUGAGCGCAAGAAAGUAGAGCAAGGAAGGGCAGUGCUUAAAAAGAUCAGGGGUGUAGAUAAUGUAGAUCUUGAGUAUGAUUCGAUCGUGCAUGCUUGCGAGGUGGCUAGCCAAAUUACCCAACCCUACCAUGAACUCAUGAAGAGAGAAAGCAGACCUCCGCUAGUGAUAGCCAUCGUGAUGCAAGUGUUCCAGCAAUUCACCGGCAUCAAUGCCAUUAUGUUCUACGCACCUGUUCUCUUUCAGACAGUCGGAUUUGGGAGUGAUGCUGCAUUGCUUUCUUCUGUCGUAACUGGCCUUGUCAAUGUUCUGAGCACCAUAGUUUCGGUAGUCCUCGUUGACAAGGUCGGUAGGAGGGCGUUGCUGCUUGAAGCUUGUGUACAGAUGCUUAUUACCCAGUGUAUCAUUGGAGGUGUUCUGAUGAAAGAUUUGAAGACAACCGGCACCCUACCCAAUGGAGAUGCAUUGGUGGUGGUGAUAAUGGUAUGCGUCUUUGUUGCUGGGUUUGCAUGGUCAUGGGGUCCUCUUGGUUGGUUAAUUCCAAGCGAGACCUUCCCUCUUGAGACCAGAACAGCCGGGUUUUCCUUCGCAGUCAGCUCCAACAUGCUUUUCACCUUUGUGAUUGCACAAGCAUUCUUGUCCAUGCUUUGCAAUUUGAGAGCGGGGAUUUUCUUCUUCUUUGCUGCAUGGAUUGUGGUUAUGGGACUGUUUGCACUAUUUUUGCUCCCAGAGACAAAGGGCGUUCCUAUUGACGAGAUGGUUGACAGAGUCUGGAAGCAGCAUUGGUUCUGGAAGAGAUUCUUCAAUGAUGAACAAGUGGUGGAAAAAGGAGCAAUUGAGAUGAUCCACCCACAUUUGACCUAAACUACAGAGCUGUACAGAUGGGAAUUCGAGGCUUGCGUCAUAUAUUAGCAGUAGAAUCUUCUUUCGUCUACUUGGGAUCUUCAUGUAUCUCACCAUUAAUUGAAUUCUGCAAUAAACGAUAAUCAAUGUUUGAGAAUGAAUUCAAUUCAGUUUCGCAA
This is a messenger RNA of Populus trichocarpa (black cottonwood), 1856 nucleotides long. RefSeq names its product sugar transport protein 8. Gene Ontology annotation, biological process: monosaccharide transmembrane transport. The record is from RefSeq and is a predicted model, not a curated record. Bases 154 to 1698 code for a protein of 514 amino acids. Gene Ontology annotation, molecular function: monosaccharide transmembrane transporter activity. Gene Ontology annotation, cellular component: membrane. The transcript has 4 exons. Lineage: Eukaryota; Viridiplantae; Streptophyta; Magnoliopsida; Malpighiales; Salicaceae.